Penicillium bovifimosum is the source of this 412-nucleotide messenger RNA. RefSeq lists its product as uncharacterized. Lineage: Eukaryota; Fungi; Ascomycota; Eurotiomycetes; Eurotiales; Aspergillaceae. Gene Ontology annotation, molecular function: ATP binding. The transcript is spliced from 2 exons. The record is from RefSeq and is a predicted model, not a curated record. Bases 38 to 412 code for a protein of 124 amino acids.
UCACAUUCUCCGUCAGCUUACGAGGAGUGACUCUGGAAUGAACACUAUAAGGCCGUCCACUCCUCGUUUGUCCGCCUUGCUUCGCAAGAAACCGUUUCCCAUGCCUUCUUCGGGGCCACCUUUACCGCCCGGCAUACUCGUUGAUGAAGAGAUCUCGCCAGUGUACGACUCCAAGUACUUCUACCCAGCGAAGCCUGGAGAGGUACUCGCCAAUCGAUACCAAACCCUAGUCAAGGUUGGCUGGGGCGUGUCUUCAACAGUAUGGCUCGCGCGUGAUUUGCAAGGGCAUAUCGAAAAGCCAGAGAGCGUCGUGGCACUGAAAAUCGCCAAUAACAAUGCGAGUUCCGCUGGUCAUGAGCGCGGGGUUGAAGAGCACAUUUCCACCGCAGACCCAUCACACCGCGGCCGCUAA